Molecule: messenger RNA, 5974 nt
Organism: Colossoma macropomum (tambaqui)
Lineage: Eukaryota; Metazoa; Chordata; Actinopteri; Characiformes; Serrasalmidae
Gene: sin3aa
Product: SIN3 transcription regulator family member Aa
Exons: 21
Coding region: 293-4099 (1268 amino acids)
Biological process (GO): negative regulation of transcription by RNA polymerase II
Cellular component (GO): chromatin
Molecular function (GO): transcription corepressor activity
Source: RefSeq, a predicted model, not a curated record
AGCCACGCCUCUCGGCCACGAACAGGACUGGGGUUGUUUUCAGCUGAAAAUCUUUUUUCUUUUGCGGUCUCUUUCUCCUGUAUUGUGCAUUUUAAAAACAAUAUUUAACGGACGGAGCGUUUUAUUUAGCUCCAUGCACGAGUGACUGCCAGUACACACGCAGCGUUUCAGCGCUGCGGUUGUUUUAAGUUGAUUCCUGUUUUGGUCGAAUUCGCGGACAAACCUGAACAACUCGACUAGCUAAGCUAGCUGCUGCCAGGAGGUCUCAGUACCCCCUGAGUAUGAGUUCAUAAUGAAGCGCCGUCUGGAGGAUCAGGAAGCAGUCUUUGCGGCGCAACAGCGUCGGCUCCCAGGAAACUCUGAGGGCUUCCAGCACAGGGUUCUGGCCCCAGCCCCAGUGUACGAGGCUGUGGCAGACAACAUGCAGCCCACCACAGGCAUCCAGUACCCUGUACCCCAGGGAUACCAGGUUCCUCCUGUGGCGCAGAGCUCGGGGGGUCAUGGUCAUGGUCCUAGUCCUGCUGUCCACAGCAGCUCUCACCACCAUAGUCCUGCUGUGCAGCCCCAUGGCCCUGCACUGGUCCAGGGUCAUGCACACCCACCCAAUCCCACUGCCUCCGCACAGGGACAGCAGCAGUUUCAGAGACUCAAGGUGGAAGAUGCCUUGUCCUACCUGGAUCAAGUGAAGCUGCAAUUUGGAAGUCAGCCUCAAGUUUAUAAUGACUUUCUGGACAUCAUGAAAGAGUUCAAGUCUCAGAGCAUUGACACACCAGGUGUGAUCAAUCGGGUGUCUCAGCUCUUUAAGGGUCACCCUGACCUCAUCAUGGGCUUCAACACCUUCCUGCCGCCUGGAUAUAAAAUCGAGGUGCAGACCAAUGAUCUGGUGAAUGUUACGACCCCAGGUCAGAUCCACCAUAUUACACCUCAUGGCAUCUCGGUGCAGAAUAUCCCUCCAGCACCGCAUCAGAGCCAGUUGGCUCCCCCAGCUUCCAGCGGAGCUGCCCCUCCCCCAACUCAGCCCUCGCAAAAGAGCAAACCAUUGCAGUCUCCAGCAUUGACCCCGAGCAGUCAGCCUAAUCCGUCCAUCCCUCCGUAUGCCUCCCCACGUUCCCCCCCUCUACAGCCCCACACCCCUGUAAGCAGUACCCCAAGUGCCCCUCCACUGCAAAAUAACCAGCCUGUGGAGUUCAACCAUGCCAUCAACUAUGUCAACAAGAUCAAGAACCGCUUCCAAGGUCAGCCGGAUAUCUACAAAGCCUUCCUGGAGAUCCUGCACACAUACCAGAAGGAGCAACGUAAUGCUAAAGAAGCCGGGGGAAACUACACUCCGGCUCUGACUGAGCAGGAGGUGUAUGCCCAAGUGGCACGGCUCUUCAAGAACCAGGAGGACCUGCUUUCAGAGUUUGGCCAGUUCCUGCCAGAUGCCAACAGCUCUGUGCUGCUCGGCAAAACGACAGCAGAGAAAGCAGAAUCUGUACAGAAUGAUCAUGGAAGUACAGUGAAGAAGCCACAGCUGAACAACAAGCAGAGGCCAAACCAGAAUGGUUGUCAGAUCCGCAGACACAGCGCUACUGGAGCCACUCCGCCUGUGAAGAAAAAACCUAAGUUACUCAAUCUGAAGGACUCCUCUGUGGCAGAGGCCAGCAAACAUGGAGUCGGCACAGAAUCUUUGUUCUUUGAGAAGGUGCGAAAAGCCCUGAGAAGUGCAGAGGCCUACGACAACUUCUUGCGGUGCCUGGUCAUCUUUAACCAGGAAGUGAUCUCUCGUGCUGAGCUGGUGCAACUGGUGCUGCCUUUUUUGGGGAAGUUCCCAGAGUUGUUCACCUGGUUUAAGAAUUUCCUGGGUUACAAGGAGAUGUCCCACCUGGAGAGCUACCCUAAAGAGAGGGCAACAGAGGGCAUCGCCAUGGAGAUAGACUACUCCUCAUGCAAGAGACUGGGCUUUAGUUACAGAGCUCUGCCCAAGAGCUACCAGCAGCCCAAAUGCACAGGGAGAACCCCACUCUGCAAAGAGGUGCUGAAUGACACAUGGGUGUCUUUCCCUUCCUGGUCAGAGGACUCCACCUUUGUCAGCUCUAAGAAGACGCAGUAUGAGGAGCAUAUUUAUAGGUGUGAGGAUGAGCGCUUUGAGUUGGAUGUGGUUCUGGAGACGAACCUGGCCACUAUCCGGGUGCUGGAAACGGUGCAGAAGAAGCUCUCUCGGAUGUCUGCCGAGGAGCAGGCGAAGUUCCGUCUAGACAACACGCUGGGAGGCACAUCUGAGAUUAUCCACCGCAAGGCUAUUCAGAGGAUAUACGGAGACAAGGCCCUGGAUAUCAUUGAUGGACUGAAGAAGAAUCCAGCGGUCUCUGUCCCCAUCGUGCUGAAGAGGUUAAAGCUGAAGGAAGAGGAGUGGAGAGAAGCACAGCGAGGCUUCAAUAAGAUCUGGCGCGAGCAGAACGAAAAGUAUUACCUGAAAUCCCUGGACCACCAAGGCAUCAACUUCAAACAGAAUGACACCAAGGUGCUGCGCUCCAAGAACCUGCUUAACGAGAUUGAGAGCAUCUAUGAUGAGCGGCAGGAACAAGCCUCUGAGGAGAACGGGACACCGCCUGGUGGCCCCCAUCUCACCUUAACCUACGAGGACCGACAAAUCCUGGAGGACGCUGCAGCCCUCAUAAUCCACCAUGUCAAACGGCAGACCAGCAUCCAUAAAGAGGACAAGUACAAGAUUAAGCAGAUCAUCUACCACUUCAUCCCUGACAUGCUCUUUUCCCAGCGGGGGGCGCUGUCGGAUGAUGAGGAAGAGGAAGACGACGAGGACAUGGAGCUGGAUGAAGGAGGCUCCAAGAAGCACAAUGGUUUGGCAGCAGGGAGCAGCAGCGGAAGCCCCUCCAAGUCCAAACUCCUCUUUAGUAGCUCAGCCGCCCAGAAGCUGCGCUCCUGUGACGAGGCCUACAACUUGUUCUUUGUGAACAACAACUGGUACAUCUUCCUGCGGCUGCACCAGACGCUGUGCUCACGCCUCCUCCGUCUCUACGUCCAGGCCGAGCGGCAGAUAGAGGAGGAACUGAGAGAGCGCGACUGGGAGAGGGAGGUGCUCGGGCUCAAACGGGACAAAAACGACAACCCUGCCAUCCAGCUGCGGCUGAAGGAGCCUAUGGACAUUGACGUUGAAGACUACUAUUCAGCCUUCUUGGAGAUGGUGCGGAACCUGCUGGAUGGGAACAUGGAGGGAUCUCAAUAUGAGGACUCUCUGAGAGAGAUGUUCACUAUCCAUGCCUACAUCGCCUUCACCAUGGACAAGCUCAUCCAGAGCAUUGUCAGGCAGCUGCAGCACAUAGUGAGCGAUGAGAUCUGCGUGCAGGUGACAGAUCUCUAUCUGUCAGAGAGCAGUAACUGUGCUACAGGUGGAACGCUCUCGAGUCAGGCCUCCAGAUCAACUGCUGAAUCAGCCUACCAGCGCAAGGCGGAGCAGCUCAUGUCCGAUGAGAACUGCUUUAAACUGAUGUUCAGUAAGAGUCGAGGGAACGUACAGCUGACGAUUGAGCUGCUGGACACAGAAGAGGAGAAUUCUGAUGAGCCAGUGGAGGCAGAACGGUGGUCAGAUUAUGUGGGCCGCUAUCUUAGUGCUGAUGUGACGUCUCCAGAGCUAAGAGAGCAUCUAGCACAAAAGCCUGUUUUUCUUCCAAGAAACCUUAGGCGAAUUCGGAAAUGCCAGCGGGGACGGGAACAGCAGGAGAAAGAGGUGAAGGAAGGAGGGAAGAAGGAGAAUGCUGAGAACAUUAAAAUGGAGUGCAUGUUCAAGCUAAACUCUUACAAAAUGGUGUACGUGUUUAAGUCUGAGGACUACAUGUACAGACGCACGGCACUACUGCGAGCUCAUCAGUCCCAUGAGCGGGUGAGCACGCGGCUACAUCAGCGCUUCCAGGCCUGGGUGGAUGGCUGGGUAAAGGAGCACGUCACCAGAGAAAUGGCCGCCAACACUACCAAGUGGCUGAUGGGAGAAGGGCGUGAAGGGCUCCUUCCCUGCUCCACAACAUGUGACCAUGAGACACUCCACUUCAGGAACAUCAACAAGUACAAAGUCAAAUACAGCAGCAGCUACAAAACUCCCUGACCCCAGGCAGUAGAUGGGGCAAGGGGGUCUUUGGUUUAUGGGAGGAGGCAGUAGGAGGCAGUAGUGGGCAGGGAAGGAAAGCGGACUUAUCAACAACUUUCUAAGGAUGACAUGACAGCACAAGGCUAAGCCUCAGCGCUCUCAUGUCACACCAGUGGCGGCUGGCAUACGUCUUAGUUUUUAACAGCGUUUUUAGCUGUACUUGUGCCCGCUUGUCCCUCAGUGCCAAACCUUGGGAAGAAGGACCUGUCCGUCAAGCAGAGGCACAGUCUGUGUGCCUAAAUUAGUCUAGAACCAGCCAGUUCUGGAGUUUAUCAGCCCAGCAAAGAACACUGAUGGCUGGAGUCUAGAUGGGCCAGGCUGUGGUGCAGGGGUUUUGAUGGGACAGGUUAAAAGGCAUUAAUGUAUUAUUGUAUGUACAGGUCAUAAGGCUGUGUCUUAAGGUGAGGAUCUGACUGUACCUUCACCUGGUUGCCAGGUUGGGUUUUAUAGUUUUUUUCAGUGAAUGGGCACAAUUGGUAAACAAGUUGGGGGGGAGAAUGAAAUAGUUUUUCAAGAACAGAACAGUAGCAGCAACCAGUUUUAGUUCUUGUUUUGGGAUAAGUGCACUUAACUUUGCAGAGAUAAAUCUUUAGUUAUCCAACCAAAGUAUAGGAAGCUCAAGAGGCACCAUCAUUAAAAUAAGCUCAAAUGAUUUCCCAUUCUGAUGUCCUAUAUGUCAUAACGAACAAACUCUAAGAGUACAAUGUUUUUAUUUAAAAUGAAAAAGGAAAAAAACUAAAACGGCAAAAAACUUCGACAGAACAGACAGCAAUAAAGAUCUUGGACCUGUGUCCCAUAGUGCUGUGAAAAGUAUAAAAGAAAGCACUGAUGAAUUUAGCAGAAGAAUGAAUGAGCUUCCAAAUGCUCACACUCUGUAUAAUUGUAUGUUUUGAAUGUCAGAAUGUGACAUGACCACAGUUUGUGCUGGCCGCCCUGGCUGCAAGCCUUACAAAGUUGCUGGCGAAGCCCAAUGCCAAUACACCAGCUCGUGUACACACACACACAUAUAUACAUACACACACACACACACACACACACUCACAAACAUACUCACACGCCUGAUUAUUAAUAAUGGACUAUCCACAUACAGAACACAGUUCACUAUUUGUAAAUAAAUUGUAUAUAUUGCCAGACCUUUUUUAUGACAGAGACCUGUGUUGUUGUGCUAGUGAAACUUUACAGGCUUACUGUGGACAAUAGAGAGAGACGGCUGAAGUUAGUGCGCAAAUGGGGAGGAAAAAAGAUGAAAACAUGCAAGACGAGUUUAUUACAGUUUUUACCAAAGGGAGUUGAUUAUAAUGAUAGCUGUUUUUUUUUUCCUUUUUUCUUUCUUUAUUUCUCCUUUGUGUGUUUUCUCUGUUUCUUUUGUCUUUUUUAAUAGUAAAGAAUUGUUAAUUUUGGAAAAGUAGAAAUGUAUCCAGGUUCUUGUUUUUGAAAAGUUUUUAUAAGAAAAAAUAGCAGCAGCGUUUUAAUUUUUGACAUUGAGAUUUGGGCUCAUUUCAGCACACUUUGAUCACUGCCCGUUUUUGGAUAUGCAUCCAGUUCUCUAGUCUGAACACUGAGGAAGCCACUCGGUCCAACUCACACUGUCCUCGGCUAGCCGAGAAGGCCCACGAAUGUAAUGUGUCUCGUUCGUCGUGUGAGGUUUUCUUCUUCACCCUGGAUAGAUUUCUGCUGGACAAGAAGAUAAAUAUAUAUAUAUAUAUAUAUAAAUAUAUAAAUAUAUACAUUUUAAAAAUGAAAGUCACAAAGCAUGUCUUUUUCUGUGGAUCAUCAUAGCCCCUUUAUUUCGAUAUUAUUUAAGAUAAUAAUAAAAAUGACAUUUGUAGCAGA